AUGGCUCCUGGCCUCACAGAGACUGUGGCCCUUCGGGCACCAACUAUCGCCUCUCCGUUGAAGGCCGAGGCUGGUCAUAAUAAGGAGAACUUGAUCGGAUACAAGAUCGAGAAAGACCGGGAGAUUAAGGGCACAGACAAGAUCGCCCCCGUAUCCUAUCCUGAAUAUCUGCCCGUGUGGGAUAACGAGACAGAAAGAUACCCCCCUCUGGUGCCCUUCGAGCACUAUGAUCACGGAAAGGAUGCCGAUCCCUCUUUCCCAGACCUCUUCCCCAAAGACCAAGCCAAGAUCGAUGAGAUCACACCUUUCAUUGGUUCCGAAGUCCACGGCGUGCAGCUCAGCCAGCUGUCCGACAAGGGCAAGGACCAACUAGCUCUCUAUGUUGCACAGCGACGAGUGGUCGCCUUCCGCGAUCAAGACUUCGCAUCCCUCCCAAUCAAAGACGCCGUCGAGUACGGCGGCUACUUCGGUCGCCACCACAUUCACCAGACCUCCGGUGCUCCCAAGGGCUUCCCCGAGGUCCACCUCGUCUUCCGCGGUGCCGACGACCGUACCGGCGAGACCUUCCUCCAGCAACGCACCAACACCAUCACCUGGCACUCGGACGUCACCUUCGAGAAGCAGCCCCCCGGCACAACCUUCCUGUAUGUCCUCGACGGCCCCACCACCGGCGGCGACACCCUCUUCGGCGACAUGGUGCAGGCAUAUAAGCGUCUGUCACCUGCCUUCCAGCAGCGUCUGCACGGAUUGAAGGCCGUGCACUCCGGUCUCGAGCAGGUCAACGCCAGUCUGAACGGCGGUGGUAUUGCCCGUCGCGACCCGGUGCAAUCUGAACACCCCAUUGUGCGCACUCACCCCGUCACCGGCGAGAAGGCACUCUACGUCAACCCCCAGUUCACCCGUCACAUUAUUGGAUAUAAGAAGGAAGAGUCAGAUAACCUCCUCAAGUUCUUGUACGACCACAUCGCCCUGUCGCAGGAUACUCAGGCUCGCGUCCGCUGGAGAGCCGGUACCGUCGUCGUCUGGGAUAACCGCGUCGCAUGCCACUCCGCCGUAUUCGAUUGGGAGGAUGGUCAGCGCCGCCACCUCGCCCGUCUCACACCCCAGGCCGAGGCUCCUUACGAAACCCCCUUCGACGGAUAG
This is a messenger RNA of Penicillium paradoxum, 1143 nucleotides long. RefSeq names its product TauD/TfdA dioxygenase family protein. The record is from RefSeq and is a predicted model, not a curated record. Gene Ontology annotation, cellular component: cytoplasm. The transcript has 5 exons. The coding region runs from base 1 to 1143 and encodes 380 amino acids. NCBI's taxonomy places the organism in Eukaryota, Fungi, Ascomycota, Eurotiomycetes, Eurotiales, Aspergillaceae. Gene Ontology annotation, molecular function: 2-oxoglutarate-dependent dioxygenase activity.